Schistosoma turkestanicum is the source of this 561-nucleotide messenger RNA. Lineage: Eukaryota; Metazoa; Platyhelminthes; Trematoda; Strigeidida; Schistosomatidae. The record is from the annotation of a GenBank genome assembly.
AUGCGUCGAAAAUACCGACUAGUUGUUCUCGGUAGUGGAGGAGUAGGCAAAAGUGCUUUAACAGUGAAGUUUGUCUCUGGAAAGUUUGUGGAAAAAUAUGACCCAACAAUUGAAGAUUUUUAUCGUAAAGACAUCCUGGUUGAUGGUGUUCACCAUACUCUAGAGAUUUUGGAUACUGCUGGAACUGAACAAUUUUCUUCUUUGAGGGAUUUGUACAUACGAAAUGGCCAGUGCUUUUUAGUUGUUUAUAAUCUAGCCAGCCGUCAAACAUUUAGUGAUAUACGUAAUAUGAGAGAUAACAUAUUAAGAGUGAAGGGUCUUCAACCGGGUUCUGUAAAAUCUGUACCCAUAGUCCUUGUCGGGAAUAAAGCUGAUUUGGCAGUAAACGGUCAUCGAGAAAUUGACCCACAAGAGUCUGAAACACUCGCAGCCCAGUGGUGCUGCCCACAUCUAGAGACAUCUGCAAGAGAUGAUGUUGGAGUAAAUGAAGCAUUUUUAGAAGCAGUACGUCAGCUUUUAAUGCUUGAACCGAAACGUCGAACCUUGUGUCUAGUUCUAUAG